This is a messenger RNA of Physeter macrocephalus (sperm whale), 798 nucleotides long. Its product is annotated as basic proline-rich protein-like. NCBI's taxonomy places the organism in Eukaryota, Metazoa, Chordata, Mammalia, Artiodactyla, Physeteridae. The record is from RefSeq and is a predicted model, not a curated record. Bases 1 to 798 code for a protein of 265 amino acids. The transcript is spliced from 2 exons.
AUGCGUGUGUCCAGUAAAAUACAAACACGCAUUCCUCAGAAAAAAGACGCACCCCGCUUUACACAACCGCCACAUCCGCAUGCACAAACCGUUACGUACAAUCAUUUUUACAUCAGACACGCGAGCCCGGGUGGCACGGGGGUCGGCCCUCGGGGCCUGGGUCGCCAUUUGCUGGAGGCCUCCACGGCGGGCCGGGCAGCGGGCUGGGCGCGGACGCCCACGCUGCCUACUUCCUCUCUGCGCCCGGACGGGGCCGCGUUUGCUCCGCCCCAGGCCCGGCCCGCCGGCCCCACGGCCGCCUGCACCCCGGCCGCGGGCCUCGCACUGCCCGGCCACCGCCUCCGGCCCCGGCGCAGACCGGGCGGCGCCGGCCUCCCGGGCGGGCCUCCCCGACACUCACCGGCCGGCCCGGCCGAACCGCGGCCCAGACCCUGGCUGCCGUGGCCGCCGUGCCAGGCUGCUCCCCGCUGUCCCGGCGCCGCUCCGCGCCCCGCACCCCCGUGCAACCCGCCUCCUCCUCGCCUCUCUGCCCAGCCGGGCCGCCGCCUUUUCCCUCCCCGGUCUUCCUCCUCCUCCUCCUCCUGCAGCUCCUCAGCCUGCUCUCCCGGAGCCGGUCCUCCUUACCCUCCCCACCCCGCCCCGCCCAGCUCUGCCCCGCCCACCCGGCCGGGCCCCGGGGCCCGUGGCAAGCUGGGCGGAGACGCGCACGCCGAGCCCGAAGGAGACGCGCACGCCGAGCUCGGCGGGGACGCGCACGCCGCCCACCGACACUCCCCCGCCUCCCCGGAAAGGACGUGA